Molecule: messenger RNA, 5333 nt
Organism: Culicoides brevitarsis
Lineage: Eukaryota; Metazoa; Arthropoda; Insecta; Diptera; Ceratopogonidae
Product: Golgi-specific brefeldin A-resistance guanine nucleotide exchange factor 1-like
Biological process (GO): regulation of ARF protein signal transduction
Molecular function (GO): guanyl-nucleotide exchange factor activity
Source: RefSeq, a predicted model, not a curated record
UAGUCGAGAUUUGAAUACGUGUAGAAAAUCGAAUUUUUGCACGAAAAAAACAGAUAUGUCGCUGCCUGGCAAUGGAAUCUUCAUACUACGUGGCGAGGUAUCAACUCUCUUGACAGCAAUAAAUCGAUCAAAAUGGGCCACAAAUUCCUCAUCGCUCAACGAAGAGGAAUCCUCGAUCCUCAAAUCAUUGCACGACCUAAAAUCGCUUCUUCUCCGCUCCGAUGAUUUGUGUGAAAUUCCCUGCAAAACCUAUCUCGAUCCCUUUCUGCGGAUAAUUAAGAGCGACAAAACGAGUGGCACCGUAACGGGCCUUGCCCUUUCGACAAUUUACAAAGUCCUAACAUAUGGCUUGCUGACAGACGUCUCCGAAAUCGCAGAAAUUGUCGAAAAAAUCGCCGAUACCGUGACUCAUACGCGUUUCGUGGGCGCCGAUGUGGCUUCGGAUGGCGCUGUCUUGCUCAAAGUCGUCCAAAUCUUGCGCCUGCUGAUGGUAAAUCCCGAGGGAAAGUUCUUGAGCAACGAAAGUAUCUGCGAAAUUAUGUUAAGUUGCUUCCGCAUCUGUUUCGAGCCAAAAAUGAACGAUUUGCUACGAAGAACGGCAGAAACGGCGUUAAAGGACAUGGUUUUAGCGAUAUUUGUUCAACUCCCGACAUUCGUGGAAGACACCGGAAGCAGUAUGAAACCUUUCAAAAUUGGCGGAAACCUCACGGGAAUCGAUGGAAACGCAAAAACCUUGUCCAAAAGUCAAUCAAAUGUCAAAAUUGAAGUCACAGAUGCCGAACAAAGUGCGGUUCCGACAUCGCCUGAUCCAAAUUCCGUCGUUGCAGAUAAAAAUCCCGCAUCGCCGACACUCAUGACGACUCCCAUGCCCACUUCGGGACGCAUUAUCGACAUUCAAGGUCAACCGGGAGGCGUUACCCCGAAAUCCGCGUUAAUAAAUGGCAGAAUUAAAAGUCCCCGAACGCCAUCGAGACUACGGGAAGUCGCUGUGCUCGAAGAUGAAGUGGCAGAAAAUGAAGAAAAUCCGGAAGAAAGUCUCGUGGAACCUUAUGGAUUGCCUUGUGUAAGGGAACUUUUCCGUUUUUUGAUCCUAAUGUGCGACCCACUGGACAAACAGAACACCGACACGAUGAUUCACACAGGAUUAUCUCUCUUAAUGGUCGCCUUUGAGGUCUCAUCGAACCACAUUUCGCAUUUUCCGUCGUUAUUGUCGCUCGUGCAGAACGAAUGUUGCCGAAAUUUGAUCGCGCUCCUCGACACCGAGCGACUUUCGAUUUUUGCCGCUGCCCUGCAAGUCAGUUUCCUCAUUUACGAGUCCAUGCGGGGCUAUUUGAAGUUCCAACUCGAGAAAUAUUUGCUUAAAUUGUCGAGUGUCAUCGGGAACGAGAGUGGCAGAACGCAACACGAAGCCCGGGAACUCGCUUUGGAGAAUUUACUGCAACUUUGGCGAAUUCCGUCACUUUUAACCGAAAUUUACAUCAACUACGACUGCGAUUUUUACUGCGCGAACAUUCUCAAGGACUCCAUUCAGCAAAUUUCGAAAUUUGUGGUUGCCGCGACCAAUUGGAGUGACAACACGUAUCUCUUGCAUGUCGAAGCGAUCCUCACGGUAGUCGAUGCCAUCAGUAAAUAUUGCAUUCGUGGCGGAAAUGGAGUCCAAGUGAUGCUCCAAGAGGAGCUGCAGAAGCUCAAAACGGUCAAUGGCAACGAAGGAACGCCCAAAGCGGCGCCACAAUGCACUCUCGAUAUCGCGCGGCACGAACCAAAAUUCCAAAUUGGCGGUAGAACGAUACUUUUUGGCAUCCAGAAGGAAAAUCUCGUCGAAAUUGAGCGGAAAAAGGCGAUUUUGGGACAGGGAAUUGAACUUUUUAACAAACAUCCGGAUCGGGGAAUCCAAUUUCUGCAAGAGCAUAAUAUACUGAAGACGCCAAUAGAUCCGGAGGAAAUUGUCAUGUUUCUGAAGGAGCAUCCGCUGCUGGAUAAAAAGGUCAUUGGCGAGUUUAUUAGUAAGAAGAAGAAUGUGGAAGCGAAAAUUUUGAAGGCUUUUGUGCAGUCAUUUAAUUUUCGGGGAUUGUCCAUUGAUACGGCACUGAGAGCGUAUUUGGAAGCGUUUAGAUUGCCGGGAGAGGCGCCUUUGAUUUUUUUGGUGAUGGAGGAAUUUGCUGAAUAUUGGCACACGCAAAACGGAAAUCCCUUCGCAAACACCGACGCCGCAUUCCGUCUCGCCUACGCCAUCAUCAUGCUGAACAUGGAUCAGCACAACCAAAACGCGAAACGCUUAAACAUUCCAAUGACUGAGGAGGAUUUCAUCAAGAAUCUCCGUGGCUUGAACGGCGACAAGAAGGAUUUCGACGAAAACUUGCUCAUCAGCAUCUACAAUUCGAUCAAAAACGAGGAAAUUUGUCUGCCAGCCGAGCAUGCGGGUCCCGUGCGCGACAAUUACCUCUGGCAAGUGAUGCUGCGACGUGGCAGCGGACCCGAAGGCAUCUUCUAUCACAGUUUCGAGCCGGUUUACAUGGAAAUGAUUUUCCGUGCCGCCGCAAAAGUCGCCAUUGGAGUGCUCAGUAUGACGAUUGAGCGUGGCGGCGACAUUCCGUUGUACGAAAAAACGCGAGCUGCCUUCGUGCAAACGGCAUACCUGUGUUCGUUGUACCACAUGAACGACGAAUUAGACUCGCUUGUGUUGUCUUUGUGCAAAUUGACGAUGUUGCUGGGCUCGAAUCCGGAGGGCGUUCGAAUUGCAAACUACACGGCGUUCGGUCAAAGCAUCCGGAGUCAGAUAACGACGCAAACUCUGUUCGAAAUUAUUCAUUUGUACGGAAAUGGGGUGCGACAAGGAUGGAAAUACAUCAUCGACAUCCUCGUGAGACUGUUUAAAUUGAAACUUUUGCCGGAAACGUUCGUCGUUGUCGAAGAUUUUUGCGAACCGGAUGGCAAAUUUUCUCUAGUCAAGGACAGUGACAAGGAUCCGAAGGCAGAUGCGGGACUUUUUAGCAGUUUGUACACGUAUUUGAGUGCGGAAAGUCAACCGAAGGGCGCCAAUGAGGAAGAUCCGUUACUGACAGCGGCCAAAAAUUGCGUCGAAAAGUGCAACCUUGACGUGAUUUUCUCGCAAUCAAAGUUGUUGUCGUUCAAUGCGCUCGAGGAAGUUGUGGAAUAUUUGAUGUCGGUGAUAAAAUGCCCGAAGAAACAGCUGAGUGACAAGGGACAACCGAUUCCGGAUGAUAUUUUGACGUUUUCUUUGGAGAUGUUGGUCAAAAUUUUAGCUCAAAGCAAUGAACAGUUGAGUCCUGUGUGGAAUAAAGUUAGCACGGAUCUAUUUCAGGUCCUUACCUGCUCCGCCGAAUGCAACUGCGACUACAUCAUGCAUCGUCUCAACUCCGCCAUCCUGCGAAUUUCCAUCAACGCCAUGCGCAACGAGGAAAUGUGCCCGGAUGUCUUAACCACAAUGAACAUGUUCAUGUCACUUUCGCCGCAAACUGUCUACAAAAUUUCGCUGCAAGUCGCCACGGGGGUGCAUAAAAUGCUGGAAAACAGCGCGCAAAACAUCCACACGGAAAAAGAAUGGAGCAUCGUGUUGUCCAUUCUCGAGUAUUACGGAGCCGGAGUCAUGCCUGAACCGGAUGGCGGCGAAUCUGUUCAACUAAAUGCCAUUAGUUACCCUUGCAAGUUGAUAAAACAUUCGCCGGCUGCAUUCAAAAAAACUUUCAACGCAAUGUCCUUCACAAUUCGAAAUUUAUCGCACAUCACGCCGUACAAUUUUGAGCGAUGUGUUGCCAGUAUGCGAAAAUUUAUGGAAGCAGCGUUGAGUGGACAGCAACUUGUGACGCCGACACAACGUCAAACGAGUGGCGGAAAGGCACGAAGUCACCCAGCAUCGGAUGACGAGGAAUUUUUGGAAGACAUGUCGGAGCAACAUCAGAAUUUGGUGACGCAAUUGCUGGAUUUGAUGCAUACGUUGCACGCAAAAACGGCGCAAAUUUACCGUUGGUGGGCCGAGGAAGGCGGAUCGAUGCCUCAUUGUUCGGUUCUGUGGCGUCAAGGAUGGUGUCCAUUGUUACAAGGCAUGGCACGUGCCGGUUUCGAUAAACGGAAGGACAUUCGGAUGAGUGCGAUCGCUUGUUUGCAACGGGCGUUGCUUGUACAUGACUUGGAAACACUCACAGGACUCGAAUGGAGCAGUUGCCUGCAAGAUGUCUUGUUCCCGUUGCUGAAACAUCUCAUCAGUUACAACCCGGCACCGCAAGAAUUCAAUUCCGUGGAAGAAGCACGAAGUCGAACGACGUCAAUGAUGUGCAAAGUGUUCCUCCAUCACUUGCAACCGUUACUCCUGCUACCGAAUAUCAACCAAUUGUGGAUGGAUAUCCUGAGUUACAUCGAAUGUCUCACGAAAAUCGGCUCCGACGAGUUAGUAGAAGCCGUAAAAGAGUCCCUGAAGAACAUGUUGCUCGUUAUGCGAUCGAUAAAAAUCUUCACAGAUGCCGAGGAGUCCAAUUCGCAAUUUUGGGACCUCACAUGGAACCGUCUCGAUCAAUUUCUGCCCAACUUGAAGCACGAAUUGAUCGAACAGGAUCUCUUUGUGGACAACACAAAGGUUGUGCAACGUCAAAUUUCGAUCCCCAGUCCCACGGAACUCCUGCAUCAAAAACUAGAAAGCAAAGAGCAAAGCAAUACGAUCACCAUUGUCAAACCGAUGCCCAUUCAAAUGCCAUCGCAACCCGUUUUACUGCCUCCAACAUCGCCCGAAUCCUCGUCGCCACCCAUGACGCAGUCCCCCUUAUCGCAAUCGCCCCCCGUGUCGCACCCAGAACCCAUUUUACAGGAAAGAUUUUUACUAUCCGAGCCGCAUGAGACGAAAAUCGAUCCCGAAAUCGUUCCUGAACCCCAACCAACGAUUCCGGAGACGACUCACGACGACGACGAAGCAUUUGUCAGUAUUGAAAAAGUGUCGCCGCAACACAUUCUACACAACAUUCAGCAGUUAAAUGGCACGGAUACGCGUUCCGCGCAAGAUUUCAUGGAAGCGAAUUACUGCGAGACGCGCGAAACGAUUCUCAAUUUGAAUUUAGAUCUUGAGGCGGAUGACAAACCAGCGAUUGGGGUUUUUAGUCCGUCAGCGUAUUUUAACAAUGCAUUUGGAAAUGCCACGAAUGAUUUUCUGCAGAGUACGCAGCAAGAAGGCACGAAAGAAGUUGAUCCGAGACCCACUUUUUAUUAAAAAAUUUUAUUGAAAAUUGUUGUAAAUUUAUUUUCGAAAUGUUAAUGUAAAGAAACAUACACAACACAUACACACUAAAAAAUGUUAGUGCAAUUUUUUGUAUAUUUAAAUAUUC